UUUCCUGUCGAGCUGCUCUCACAGUGAAGGAGAGCAGGAGUCAUGGCCAAGUCUGAAGGACUCCUCCGGAGCAUGAAGGAGAAGAGGCGCUGACUCCUGCUGGACUUCUGGGUCUGAUCUCCUCUCCAGAACCUCUGGACUCUGGAGGAGGAGGGGGAGCAGGAGGAGGAGGAGGAGGAGGAGGGGGCGCACCAUGGCCGAGCCCCUGCUGAAGAGGACCUUCUCCCGGCUGAGAGGCAAGGACCGGAGCCGCAGGAAGACUGACCCCAAACUGAGCGAGGCUGCAGUCCCGCCUGACUCUCUCCAGACGUCUUCAUCGCCGCCAUCGCCGUCAUCGCCAUCAUCGCCGUCGUCGCCACUGAUGACAAAGACGUCGAGAGCGUUGACGGCGGCAGACCCCAACCCCGCCUCACGUCUUCGCAACCAUAUUACCGUUUCUAAGAAACAGCAGUGGGCUCAGCAGGGGCUGGCAGCUCCGCCUGCCUUUCGGAGCUCCGCCCAAAAGAGUUUGGAGCGGCCUUCCGGGAUUUCCCAGGAUGCAUCUGAGCAGGACUCUUCCGGCCAGAGGCCGGUAUCGGACAAGAAACACCAGUAUUGUGACAGGAUGUGCGUCCCUCUGGUCAGGGAAACCCUCCCUGCCACAACACCGCAGGAGCCCUCCCAGCCAGCAGGGGGCUCCACUGACGACCCCACCACCUCCGUCAGCACCAAGCUGUCGGGCCAGCGCACCUAUCUGCAGAGCCUGGAUCGCACCAGCCGAGCCUGGCUGCUGUCUUCAGGAAAGUCCCAGGUGUCAGAGGAAGUCCUCAGACCUCUGGAGGACAGUGGUGGCAACAUCUGGUACAACCCCAUCCCCGAGGAGGAGGACGCAGGAGCUCCCCGCAGGGAGGAGGACGUAUGGAGGAGGAGAGAGGAAAAGGCAGAGGGAGGACCAAAAAAGAUGCUGGGAGAAGAGCACGGCGGAGAAGGUUGUAGCACCGACGGGCCACAAGAGGGUGCAAAUCCCAGCAUCAGUCACAUGACUGAUGACAUCAGAGCAGAAAACACAGAUUCCCCGCCCACAAACUCUAGCCCCGCCUCCCAGAAGAAAGGGGGCGUGUCUACGAGUAUGAUUGACAAGCUGAGGUCUCCCGGUACGGUGAGGAAACUCUCCCUCAAGAUGAAGAAGCUCCCUGAGCUGCGCCGGAAGCUCAGCCUCCGCUCGUCCUCCCGGGCUAAUCGCCAUGGAAACAGCAGCAGGGGGGGCGGGGAGGAGUCGACCAGUAAGAACGCUGCGUCGUCGUCUGCACUGUCCAAUCAGAACGUCAUCAGCAGGUAUCACCUGGACAGCAGCGCCCCCCCGGCGCGACCCCUGCGGAGGUCGUCCAGAGGUCGCUCGGCCAGUAAAGGAGGUUACCUGAGCGACGGCGACUCUCCGGAGCUGUUGCCACGGCAACAGGCCCCGCAGCCCGCAGCAUCCCAGGAACCCCCGUGUGACGUCAGCUCCUUCCAGCUGUACGUGGGCUCGGACCCGCCGCGCUGCAGCCAGCGGGUGACGGGGCUGCUGACGGUGCACCUGCUGGGCCUGGAGGAGAUGAAGAGCGGCAGGCCGGAGGACGGCAAGGAGGUGUUCCUGGCCAUCCAGAUCGACGGGGUCACCAGGGCCAGGACCUCCCUCCUGACGCUGCGCGGCUCCACCCUCUCCCUGAACCACACCUUCCACCUGCAGCUGGAGAGGGCGCGGCAGCUGCGCGUCGUGGUGUUAACGCCAGUGGCCCUGCUGGCCGCCGGAGGGGUCAAAGGUGGAGACGGUCGCGGUCCGACCAGGAACAGGGUGUGCUGUCUGGGUGGAGUCUCCAUCCCGCCGCUCUUUAAAGGGAGUCGAAGCCAGCAGCUCUGCGUGAAGCUGGAGCCCAGAGGACUCCUGUUCCUGAAGCUGUCUCUGCAGGAGAAAUGGGACACGCAGCCCAGCAGGGACGCCUCGACUCCGGCCAACGUGUUCGGCGUUGAGCUGCACCAGCUGGUGGAGAAGGAGCAGUCGGCGUCUCCGGUGCCGCUGCUGAUCCAGAAGUCGGUGGCGGAGAUCGAGCGACGAGGCCUGAAGGUGGUCGGUCUCUACAGACUCUGCGGCUCCGCGGCCGUCAAGAAGGAGCUCCGGGAUUGGUUCGAGAGGAACAGCUCAGCCGUGAGUCUGUCCGAAGACCUGUACCCCGACAUCAACGUCAUCACAGGUAUCCUGAAGGACUACCUGCGGGAGCUGCCGUCCCCCCUCAUCACCAGGACUCUGUACGAGGUGGUCCGCGAGGCCAUGAUGCUGCGACCCGCGCCUGCCGGACCGGGGACCCCGGACCAGCAGCCGGACCGGCAGCCGGACCCGCAGCUGGACCAGAGCACGGUGGAACUGCUGAGCUGCCUGCCGCCUCCAGAGAGGGCCACGUUGUCCCUCCUGCUGGACCACCUCAGUCUGGUGGCGUCCUUCAGCUUCUGCAACCGGAUGACCCACCAGAACUUGGCCGUCUGCUUCGGCCCGGUGCUCCUCACCCCGACCCAGGAGGCCUGGAGGGCAGGAGAGCGAGGGGGGCGGGCGGGGAGGACGGGAAGAGGAGCGGGGAAAGGUCCGGGGGAGGAAAUGGCGAGCGCCGUGGACUUCAAACGCCACAUCGAGGCACUGCACUACCUGUUACAGCUGUGGCCAGUGCCGACCCAUCGAAUUCCAACGGACCACCAAACCGACUCCUCCCCUCCACUUACCCACAAUCCCCCGGGCCAUCGGCGUCCCAUCCUGCGAUUGGCUCUUCCUCCAAACGCAGAGGAGGAAGUGGUGGUGUCACGCCGAGGGCGUGGCGGCGUGACGCGGCUGGAGAGUCCGCCGCCGAUCAACCGGUAUGCCGGCGACUGGAGCGUGUGCGGGCGGGAGCUUCUGUCCGGACAGGAAGCCGACUACGACGAGGUGGCGGGAAGCGAGAGCGACGGAGGAAGUGGUGAUGAAGAGGAGCAAAAGGGGGCGUGGUCAUCCGCGGGAGGAGGCGGUCUGUGUGUGGAGGAGUUCAUAGAUUUCGAUGCUCCGUUCAACUGUCGACUGAGCCUGAAGGACUUUGACACGCUGAUCCACGACCUGGACCGAGAGCUGGCCAAGCAGAUCAACAUCUGCCUGUAGAGGGGGAGGGGUUGGGGGAGGAGCUUCCGGCUCCUGCAGUGACCUGGUUCUGCCAGAUGGUGGCAGGACUCCAAACUCAGAUCAGCUUUUUCAGUAAAACCAAAAACAUUUCAUGAGGAAAUGACGUUAUCGUUACAGACUUCAUCAAAAAAUUCUUAUUUAUGAGAAAACUUUGCAUUUUAUUUUAUAUUUAAGUUUUUAUGACUUUCCAGCGCCAAUGAAAUUAAUUAUGUUGUCCCGACUUAACUUUCUGAUAAUUAUAAUUUAUCUCUGAUAACUUUAGCAAUUAUGACAGGAACGUUUAGGAUUAGGAGAUAAAGAUGGUCUCGUUCAAGUUAAUCUGGUAGAACGGCUAAACUCUUUAUUUGAGUAGAAAAGAAAAAAACUAUACACAGUCAAACUUUAAAAGGAACCCCAAUAUUUAGAUUUAAAGAAUUUGAAUGCAACCAAAAUUGCGACUAUAUACACUUGGAAAUUUACAAGACAAGACAAGUCCCACAUGACCCGAACCGGAUGGAUGGAUGUAUGAAAAUCUAACUUCAAAUAAAUCAACCAGUUGGAGGUUAGAUAAACUUAUGAAUUUGCACCAAAAACACUCAGAAUUUCCCACUUUAUGAUUUCACAAAAAGUUUACAAAUUUGCAAGAAAAACUUGCAAAGCUAAUCGUCAGAAGUUACAAGUAAAAAUAAGCAAAUUUUAACAACAAAAAAACUUCUGAAUAUCUGACAUUAUCAACUUUCUAAUUUGCAAAUAAAAAACUUAAAUUGUCUCAAGGUCACAAAUCUUUUUUUCAAAGAUUUUUUUGUUUAUAAUCUCGCAAAUUCCCAAGAGAAACCUAUAAAAUGACGACUUUCAAAAUUAUCACCGUCACAUCACACUUAAAACCAGGCAUGUCGGCAACAGUAUUCAAGUUUUUCACACUCAGGUCCUCAGGUUUUCUGGAAUUCUUUGAUGAAAUCUCCAUUUUUGGUAGCAGACGGUUUAUAAGAAACCAACAGGACAAAUGUUCAACCAAACCAGGACAAGUACCAGAGCCAGGAUUCAGGUCUUUGGAAAUUAUCCUGACAGUGACGCUGUGCCAAAAAACUGACACCAAAAAGAUUUAAUUUAUUUCUCUGAUCCAAAGGCAGUGUUUGUUAAUCUAUGAAGGAGGAGAGAAGUUCUCUGCUGAUGUUGAAGGAGCCUUUGGUUCCUCCGUCACUGUGGCAACAGGAGCCAUGCUCAGGGUUCCUAUGGUAGCAAAGACCCUGAGGUCCCAGGGGGACGGGGCCGCUGUGCGGAGACCAGGGUCAGUUCAGGUUAGGCCCAGGUGGAUCACAGUGGACAGCAAUGGAUCCUGGGUAACUACAGGGGACCACAGUCGAUCACUGUGGAUCUGGAUGUAUCACAGUGGAUUGAGAAGAUGCCAUUAGAUCCUAGUAGAUAUCUUUGGAUUACAAUAGAUUUCAGCAGAUCGUGAUGGAUCAGAUUUGAUCACAGUGGGUCAUAUGAUCUCUGUGGUUUGCGUUGCAUCAUUGUGGAUUCUGACGGCUCAGAGUUGAUCUCAGUAAAUCCCUUUAAAUACAAUGGAUACAUUUAGUUCCCUGUAAAUCACUCUGGAUACCGGUGGAUCCCUACAGAUCACAGUGGAUAAUUGUAGAUACCAGGGAAAUGUAGUGCACUACUGUUUGUUUAUUUUGGUAAUCCAAAAAACAAUGUUAAUACAUCGGUGCAACCAUCAUCAUACAGCACACAUGGGGAAAACAGCAAAACCAGAGAGGCACUACAGAGACGGCUCAAAUAGAUGUGACCAAAAAAGGUGUAGGCUAAAGCAUGAGCUUGUGAUGCCUACCCUACGCCUACUGUGGAUCUCAGUAGAGCAGAGUUGUCUAAUACAGUACUACAGUACAGUACAGUACAGUUGAUUGUGGGUGGGUCACAGUCACCCCACUAGAUCCCUUUUGGCAGUAGAUUACAGUAGAUCCCUGUGAACCAUACCAGAUCUAAUGGGAUCCAACAUAAUCCACUCAGGUACACUAUAUUCGGUCAUGCUAUAGUGUGAUCCACAUGGAUCACUGAGAUCCACAGGGUUCCAUUUGGACAUCACAGUAGAUCACAAAGGACUAAGUGCACUACAGUGGAACCAAGCAGAUCCCUGUAGAUCACCGUAUAUUAUAGGAGAUUACAAUGAAAUGCAGUGUGCCAGAAUCCCUGGUAAGACUAUCUACUAUCACAGUAAAUAACACUUCCAGUAGAAUCCCUUCAGAUCACAGUGAACCAUUCUGAAUUCUUGUAGAUAACAGUGGAAACUCAUUGUGAAUUGCAAUAGAUCACAAUGGAUCAAUUAUCACAGUAGAUAUCUGAAGAGCCUUGUAGAUCAUAGUGGCGUCUUUUCAAUUACCAUUGGAUCUCAGCAGAUCCCUGUGGAAGACAUCAGCUCAGUGGGUCACAAUGCAUUACAGUUGAUCCCAAUAGAUAGAAGUGGAUCACAGUAGAUCGCAAUGGGUUACAGUGCACCAGAGUGGAUCAACUAGUGAGUGGAUCCACUUGGACUUUGGAGCCUUUUGCACUGUUGAAGCCAUAAUUUCACAUAUCGGCACUAUUAGAUAAAGUAACUGCAGAUUGUUGCUCUGAUGCUUCCUGCUGUGGAGGGAGACCCAGGUGUUUCCUGAGAAAGGGCGCCCCCUGGUGGAGGGAGGCCCAGGUGUUUCCUGAGAAAGGGCGCCCCCUGGUGGAGGGAGGCCCAGGUGUUUCCUGAGAAAGGGCGCCCCCUGCUGGCGCCUCUGCUGGCCUGGGUCUCUCCUGCAGCAGAGCGACAUCAACUGCAGCAUGAACUUCAGUAUUUUCACGGUACAGAGUUUCAUACUGUGAGUCGUUUCAGACUGUUUCUGUUCUUGUUGUUUUUUUGUCAGUAUUACUUUGUUUUGCACAUUUCAGAAAGCACUUGUUUUUUUGUUUUUGUCUCUUUUUUUUUAAAUUGACUAUGUUGAUGUUUCGAUGCAGAUGAUGUAACCAAAGUGUUGAAGCACAGUUCCUGUUGGAGCGACCACAGAAAGCUUGUCUUUAUGUCUUAUUACAGCAAAUAUGUAUUAAACGCAGUAUUAUUAUUAA
Molecule: messenger RNA, 6226 nt
Organism: Cololabis saira (Pacific saury)
Lineage: Eukaryota; Metazoa; Chordata; Actinopteri; Beloniformes; Belonidae
Product: rho GTPase-activating protein SYDE1
Exons: 14
Coding region: 194-3136 (980 amino acids)
Biological process (GO): signal transduction
Source: RefSeq, a predicted model, not a curated record